Kickxella alabastrina is the source of this 816-nucleotide messenger RNA. Its product is annotated as orotate phosphoribosyltransferase. Gene Ontology annotation, molecular function: orotate phosphoribosyltransferase activity. NCBI's taxonomy places the organism in Eukaryota, Fungi, Kickxellomycota, Kickxellomycetes, Kickxellales, Kickxellaceae. Gene Ontology annotation, cellular component: cytoplasm. The transcript has a single exon. Gene Ontology annotation, biological process: pyrimidine nucleotide biosynthetic process; 'de novo' pyrimidine nucleobase biosynthetic process; pyrimidine ribonucleoside biosynthetic process. The coding region runs from base 89 to 754 and encodes 221 amino acids. The record is from RefSeq and is a predicted model, not a curated record.
CUUUCGGCUCCCUUUCAAAUACCGAUAUUUCAAAGUUCUUUUUACACUUUUUAUACUUUCAACACCUUAAUACACACACAACAGCGAAAUGGUUCUUGAGCAGUAUCAGCGCGAAUUCAUCGAAUUCGCCAUCGCCAACAACGUCCUGACGUUUGGCGAGUUUACCCUGAAGAGCGGCCGCAUCUCGCCGUACUUCUUUAAUGCAGGCAAGUUCAACAGUGGGUCGUCGCUGGCAAAGCUCGGAAAGUACUACGCAGCGGCCAUUACCGCGCGCAAAGACAUCCACUACGACGUCAUCUUUGGCCCAGCAUACAAGGGGAUUCCGUUGUCUGCCGCCACUGUCAUUGCGCUGGCCACCGGUGAUGCUCAGCUCGAUGUGCCGUACUCGUUCAACCGCAAGGAGAAGAAGGACCACGGUGAGGGAGGCAGCAUUGUCGGCGCGGCACUGAAAGGCGACAUUUUGAUUGUCGACGAUGUUAUCACGGCGGGCACAGCUAUUCGCGAGAGCAUGGAUAUAAUUCAGAAAGAGGGGGCUCGGCUGGCUGGCGUUGUUGUGGCUAUCGACCGUCAGGAGAGAGGCCGCGAGAGCGAGUUCUCUGCUAUCCAGGAGAUUGAGAGCGAGUACGGAACACCUAUCAUCGCCGUGGUCAAUCUGGAUAGCAUUGUUGAAUACCUGGCUGAGCAGGGCGGAGAGCAGGCACCCAUGUUGAAGGCCAUGGAGGAGUAUCGCAGCAAGUAUGGUGCAAAGUAUUAGACGUGUUUAUUUGCAAGGAUGGGUGUCAAAUGAUAAAAUAAAAUGCACCAUAAUGAACCCCC